GAAGGCUGUGCUACUACUCUGUUGCGUGCUCUCGUAAACUGGCAACUGGAGCAGCCGCUGUGGCUAAUGACUCGACCAUUAUCAUUCAACAUACCGUGACAACCAGGUAUUUAGGUACAAUACUGGAGUUCUUGUGGUGGUUGCCAACUUCGCCGCCCAUUUGCAGGCCUCUUGGUGUCUCUGCAAGCUAUUAAGCUAUUAAGCAAUAGGUAGUAUACCCCCAACCGAACCGACUGACAUGGAAGGAAACUCGGGGAAGGACGAGGCCAAGACGGAAGAACGGUGCUCAAUCGAUACUGCUGUUGGAGACUCCAGUAGUGGUAGCAACAUUGGUCGUUCGGUCCGAUUUCCGGAGAAUUAUCGGCGGAAGGAAGAAGAUAAUAAUACGGGGACAGGGGAGGCUUCUUCUGUGGGACGAGGGGGCGAGAAGAGGGAUAUCAAGGCUGAGAUGCCCAACAACGACGGCGGAGAGGACACGGCUGACGACAGUUCCAGUGGUUCUGCCCACUCGUUAGAGGAUUCGAGUGCUUCGUACGAAGAACCAAUGGAGGCCGAAGAUGCCAAGCCCGUUCGCUUGAGCAGUAGCAGUAUGAAUCAUUCGAGCCGAAGUCUGCGACAUUCCAGUCAUCAUUCGACUGUCUAUACAAUCCACGAAAGCGACGAGGGAGAUUCCGAGGAAACCGAAAGUAGUGAAAGUGCCAUUGAUUUCCAACGGAUACCCCCCGAAGAAUUCGAAGACAGCAUGUCGCUCCUGAUGGACGACGAGGACGAGGAGUUCUCCAUGGACUUUACCGAUCGGGAAGACAGCAGCAUUCGACAGUCCCAGUUGUUUGUAGAUACCCGACCACAACUGAGCGAGGAAAAAGAGAAAGAACCCGCCUUGAUCAAUUCCGAUUCCACCAAGGAAACCAAGGUUACUUGGGACUCGAAUGUUUCUGGUGGCGUCGCUGACCUAGACUUUGGUGGCAAUGGCAACCAAGUAUCACACAGACGACUCUUUGGAGCUCAGGGGAGAAAACUCAUGGACAACUCGGGGAGAGCCAUUGCAGGUGUGCAAGAAAAACUGCAAGAAAAAGUCGAUCAGGUCGUGGAAACGGUCGAACUCAAUGCUAAUCAAUCCGAUCCCGAGGCCAAUCAAAAAGAGUAUGCCUUUGCCCUCAGUCUCGGUACCGUCCUGACCUUCAACAUGGGAUUUGUCAAUGGCGCAUGCUUUUCCGGUUGGGUCGUCGCGGGUGCCAACGAACCCGUCGCCGCGUUUACCAACCCCUACACCGACGCCGCACUCCAACUCGCCGAUGGCAAUUUCGAACGCGUCAAAUUUCAAUCCAUCAUGAUCUUUUGUUUCAUCGGGGGAUCCUUCGUCUCGGGGCUCGUCACUCCCAACGCCGUACCCUACCGCAUCGAACCAACCUACGGACCUUCCUUUUUGGCAGCUGGUAUUUGCUUGUGUUUGGCCAGCUUUUUUGCCACUGUGGAAGACUACUCCAAUGUCGCCUUUUAUCUAUCCGCCGCCGCGGGAGGAAUCCAAAAUGGAAUUGCAUCGUCCUACACGGCCAAGUUAAUUCGUUCCACGGGAUUGACUGGAAGUAGUACCGAUAUCGGACUCUAUUUUGGACAGUACAUUCGAGGCAACAAAGAAAACUAUUCCAAACUGGUGGUGCUCUGCAUGCUCACCGUCGCAUUUACACUUGGCGGGUUCUUCUCCUUUUACGCGGCUCAAGUCAUGUUGAGUUACACGCUCCUCGUCAGUGCAGCACUCUUUCUCUUUAUCGGAAUGAGUAUCAUGGUCUUCUUGGUCAAGAAACUCAGCAUUAGUUUUCGAUCGGCCAUUCUGGGAACUUGGAAGUGGCAAGCUGCGGCCGAAGCCAUCAAAAGUUCUUUUGGCGAUACCUUUGGAGAAACCUUUGAAUUGGAUGGGAGCAACCCUCGUGCCAUGACGGACCACGAAAUUGACCUCAUGUUUGAUCGAAUCGAUGUGGACGGCUCGGGUACGAUUGACGCCGAAGAAUUGUACAUUUUGCUACGGUCCACCGGUGCCCAGGUUUCGAGACAGGAAAGUGACAUGAUGCUACAAUACGCUGACAAAGACGGCGAUGGAGUCCUCGACAGAGAUGAGUGGAAAUUCGUCGUAGAGACGGCUCUGUCGGGACGAAAGAGCAUGAUGGAAUUGACCAAGAACGUGGCAGGGUCUGCAGCAGCGGCAGCCAGUCAAGUGGCCGCGUCCACGAGAGAUUUGAUGGGAUCGGGUGCCAUGAGGAUAAAGAAUUCAGUGGGGUCAACAACAGACAUGCUGGGGUCUUCUGCAAGGAACCUAUUUUCAACGUCAAGGAGCAUUGGUUCGUUUCGGGAGAAAAAGAAUCCACUUCGAAGAAUUAGUCUGACGAUGGGUGACUCCAGUAACCGGGACACGCCGCCAAAGAGGAGAAGGCGAAAGAAGAAACGAGAAAGGACCAAGAGCGAAGAUGAGGAAGAAACUUCCGCAUAUUUGGAAGACAGCUUGUCGAAUCUCGAGGACGAUUCAAAAGGGGAGAAAGAAAAGAAGAACGAGGAGGAGGCAAAAGAGGAGCUUGGUCCCUUUGGCGAUGACGCAGACCAGCAGGAACAAGAGAAAGCACGGCACGAAAAAACAAACCGGAAAAAAGUUGAAAAGCUUUAUUUGGCGCGGAAACAAAAGUGCAAACCCCCAGACCCCCAGCAAGAGACCGACCAACAACAAAAUGUGAUAACAUCCACGACAACGAGGACGGGGUCAGAUUGAAAUCCCCCCAGAACGCAUGAACAACGUAGGAAUCACCACCAGCGCUCUCUCAAGUUCAAAUGACAAUGGGUGAUGCUUCGGGCCUUAGGAAAAUAAACCUGCGACAAAUAACUGUACAGUAAAAGGUUUUGAGCUAGGAAAGGAUUCUUUGGGCAUGAUCGAGUCGUAAGCCGAAGCACCUAUUGAGCCAAUUCGGGACAAACGCCACAACGCGACAAUCCGAAUUCAUUCACCGCUGCUUUGCCACUGUCCAGCACAGACAAGGUGGAGUCAGUAUGCAUGUUGCCGUGAACAAACAGAUAAGCCAAACGCCUUGAGUAUCCUGGGGGCGUCAUCGCCUCUGACCACCCGUUUCUGGCCUGGUAGACGAGGAUUUGAAAAUGUUACCAACAAAUCUAAGUUGGUGGUUUGGCAAGCCAAGCCCAGAGCGUGGAAAUGCAAGGUUCGGUCGCUUUUUUGCAUGCCUUGGUUGUGCGAGGAAGGAAUACCAUGCACCCCAGCAAGCACACAGUUACCGUGAGGGCUUCCCGACGGAAAGCUUGUGUGGCUGUGGUGUACCGCUUUCAUGGGCAUCCACUAGUGCCGCCUGAUGAAGUUUUGGUGUCUCGAUUGCUUGCCCUGUCUCGGCAGCUUGAAUGGCUUAGGGACUUCAUCUUCGCAUAAAGGGCCGCCCUUUCUUGUUAGGUCACGCCCGGCAUUAUCUGAACAUUUGGCAUCGUUGCGGCUGGGGCUAGGCGUCAAGUCCCAAGGUCGGUCAAUGAGCUGGCCUCCCCGGUGGCGGUCCCUCUUUGAUCAAUUGCACACUGCUCUGCUAUUGGCUCGUUGGCCACCCCACUUACCCAAGGAUAUGUGAUUGGCAUUUCCAUCGGGGUAGGAGACAAGGAACUCCUGACGAUCCUUUUUGCCGUUGUCAAGUCUCUUGUGCCACGAGAUCAUGAUUGCCGUAAAUUCGAAAGAGGUCUCCCUGCAGGUCUCAUGGAGGCAAUGGAGCCCUUUGCACGGCGUCUGAGGCUGUUAUGGAAACAUGGUUGUCCGAGCUAGCCAUGUCCCCCGCAACAAAGACAAUAGUGCGUGACAGGAUUUCCUUUCUGCCAGAUUUUCCCUCAGGACGACUUUGGCUUGUUCCCCAAAAGUUCUAGGGUAGCAAUCUCAUACAGCCAGCCACAUGGUCCCUUGGUCACCUUCAAGAUGGGCAGGGCAUGGCUCAAAGCCUUGGGCGAUGUGGGCAGUGGGUGGAUGCUUGUUGCCAUGUUAGGCAGCUUGACCUGGCUAUCCAGUUUUUAAAACUACAUCUGCAGUAGUAGAAUGGGGUCUAGAGUAGGCUAGUUAUUUAGGGAAGCUAGUGGGAGGCAGGCUUAGCGGUGGCUGAUUCGGCCCAUCAUGAGGCUGUACCACCCGAUUUCAGUCUGUUCUGUGAGAGCUUCCCGGACUUCAACUCGAGAGGUCCCAAUCUAGGCUGCUGCCGGUGUUCGAUGAUGCCGUAGCGCAGAAAUUGAUUAGCGCAUAGCUUUCGAACGUGUUUGUCGAGGGUCACCAGGGCCUCUUUCCGUGUCAAUCGAGCUCCACGGCUGGUGCAUAGCAGGACAUGGUCUGGAGUCUCAUAUGCUUCUGCACACCGAGACAUCGGGAAUGGUCCUACAACUUUCUGAUUUUCAUGGAGCGUCCUACCGCACAGAAUCCUGUUGUGUUGUUCCCAACAUUUCAGCUGGUGCUGUUUCUUGUGGUCGUCUGCAACAUACGCCAGUGUGACUUGGAUGCCUGCUGACUUCAGCUAAACCCGAUUUUGUCUGCAUGCCCACAAGAGGCCAUAGUGUUUAUCAGUGGGGCUAAGGGCUCGUACCCGUCCAACUUGUUGAUAACGGAUUCACCAUCGAGUUUUCAGUCUACCGGUAGCGAACCCGCAGUGAUGUUGUGAAGCUGUCUUAUGAUAUCAGAGGUGACUAAUGCUCCGUAGAAUCCUCUUGCUUCACUUCGGUAGGGGCUUUGGGUGUCAAAGUUGCCGGGGAGGCGGUUUUUCCCGAGGAGUGCAUACGUUGGGUCGGAUCCCUGGAGCAUGAAAGCCGGCCUUCCUUGAAUGAACCAUCACUGACACCCCUUGCGGUACCCUGGGUGAUGGAUGCGGCUAGGUGUUGCCCAUUGUCAAUGCACUGAAUGACUUGUACUGCCCAGUGAUAUAUGGAAUCCAGAUGGUGUUGAAUGCACGUUGGGAUGUCUGUGGGUGCUGGGGGAUCAGGUGUGGGUGCAAGGAAGUGGGCGGCAGAGUCCAGAACCAGACUGGUGUUAUUUCGCCAAGCUGCUUUAGCCGGUCUGGAAUCUGGCGGGAGCACAUCUGUGGUGACCCGGCGUCACUGAAGUUGGUUCCUGUACAGAUGUGUCUGCUGUUGGUGGUGUGCACUUCCCAAUCUUCCUCGGGAUCCUCCGAGGUUAAGUCAUUUCUGCUGUGAGAGAUCAUACAUCGACUUGUCGGGGGUGGGUCCACUGUCCAGAGGCCCGGGGGUGUUCGCAAGAUGCUAUUGGUUGACGUAGGAUCCACAAAACAAGUGGAGAGGGCCACUUGCCAGAGGUCCCAGGAUGCCACUGAGAGGGAGGUGGGUGAUCGGGGCCAGUGGAGUCCGUUCGACCUUUCGUCGUAGAUGCCGUCAAAUGCUGCUUGAGUGAGUCUGGUGCCGUCUGCUGUAGUGAGGUCGGAAAGGGUCGUUGCACACAUGAAUUGCAUACAAUUGGAGAGACUGGAGGUCGUCUUUCCCGUAGUUGGAAUCAUUGAAGGCCACCUUUCAUGGAACUCACGCUUGGUUUCAAACUGGUGCUA
This is a messenger RNA of Seminavis robusta, 5567 nucleotides long. The record is from the annotation of a GenBank genome assembly. NCBI's taxonomy places the organism in Eukaryota, Bacillariophyta, Bacillariophyceae, Naviculales, Naviculaceae.